This is a messenger RNA of Hippocampus comes (tiger tail seahorse), 5668 nucleotides long. It is a transcript of the gene itga2.2, whose product is annotated as integrin, alpha 2 (CD49B, alpha 2 subunit of VLA-2 receptor), tandem duplicate 2. The record is from RefSeq and is a predicted model, not a curated record. The coding region runs from base 318 to 3866 and encodes 1182 amino acids. Gene Ontology annotation, molecular function: integrin binding. Lineage: Eukaryota; Metazoa; Chordata; Actinopteri; Syngnathiformes; Syngnathidae. Gene Ontology annotation, biological process: integrin-mediated signaling pathway; cell-cell adhesion; cell-matrix adhesion. The transcript is spliced from 31 exons. Gene Ontology annotation, cellular component: integrin complex; external side of plasma membrane.
UUUUUGACCAAACAAACAAAGAGACCCAUUUUUUGUAUAAUUUUGUUCUUUCAUAAAUAGAAAAGACAAAGAAGUCCUUGGCCUGUUUUCGUUCAAGACUCGUCGUUACGCUGGCCUCAAAGGUGUCAGGGGGCGCGCUCACAGCUGAGUCAAAAUUACCACAGACACAAACGUACGCACACGGACAGCCAGGAAGAAGAAGCGCAAAUCCUUGCUUUCGAAACGUGCGUCAGUCAGUGCCUGGUUCAAGAUCGCUGAGCCGAGUCUCUGCUCCGACUUCGUUAAAGCUCUUCAGUCACAUGGAAUAAAAGUUGACCAUGGAGUGCCUCGUCGUCUGCUUUGCGUUGAUUGUCAUGACAGCUGACAGAAUCGGCCUCUCGCACUCUUUCAACGUGGGCACUGCGGGGGCUAAGAUUUUCAGCGGGCCGCCGGUCGAAGAGUUUGGCUACACGGUCCAACAGGCCGCCAACCAUGAGGGCAAAUGGCUUCUGGUUGGUGCUCCUUGGAGUGGUUAUACUCAAAACAGGAAGGGGGAUUUGUACAAGUGUCCGGUGUCAGGGUCCAGAACAAGCUGCAACAAGCUCAACCUUGAAGAUUCCAUGAAUAUUCCCGACGUGACCAACGUCAACGUCAACAUGUCUCUGGGCAUGACCCUGACUCGCAUGCCCGCAGUCAACGGUCUGAUGACGUGCGGUCCCCUUUGGGCACAGAAGUGUGGCGAUCAAAACUUCUACCCUGGAAUCUGCUCAAAACUGAGCCCGCUCUUUCAGCCUCAACCUGCCUUCGCUCCUGCCAUCCAGACUUGUGGAGGCCCGAUGGACAUUGUCAUCGUACUGGACGGCUCCAACAGCAUCUACCCCUGGGCUCCAAUGAGGGAGUUCAUUGAGAAACUCUUACCGUCUCUUGAAAUCGGACCCCAAAACACUCAGGUCAGCGUCAUUCAGUAUGCCGUCGAUCCCAAGAUUGAAUUCACGCUGAACCAGUACCGAACCAAAGAGGAGUUGCUGAAUGCCGCAUCCAAACUCACACAAAUGCAAGGCUCCUUAACCAAUACGUUCCAUGCCAUUCAGUACGCCAGCCAGUGGGGUUUUAAUCCGAUCUACGGUGCUCGACCGAGCGCUUCCAAGGUGAUGGUGGUCGUCACUGACGGCGAAUCGCAUGACCAAGCCGUCAGAGAUACGGUCAUCAGUGAAUGUGAAAAACAAGGAAUCACACGCUUCGGUAUUGCUGUGUUGGGUUACUACACCAGAAACAACAUCGACACCGAAAACCUCAUCAAAGAAAUCAAAUCCAUCGCCAGCACGCCCACGGAAAAUUACUUUUUUAACGUGUCGGAAGAAGCGGCUCUGUCCAACAUCGCCGGAACGCUGGGCAGCCGCAUCUUCAACAUCGAAGGCACAGGAAAGGGAGGUGACAAUUUCAAGAUGGAGAUGUCCCAGGUGGGCUUCAGCGCUCACUACUCCAGCAAAAAGGACAUGCUGAUGCUGGGAGCAGUGGGUGCCUAUGGUUGGGCUGGGACUGUCGUCCACCAAACGGGCUCAAAAGUGGAUGUUCUCCCUGUCUCGGUCUUUGAAGGAACACUUCGAGAUCGAAACCACAGCUCCUUACUGGGUUACUCUGUCUGCAUGCUGAGUGAUGGCACGACAGAAUAUUUUGUGGCCGGUGCGCCUCGCUCCAACCACUCCGGACAAGUAAUCGUCUACAGCUUCAACGCCCAGAAGCAAUUCACUAUCAUCGAUUCGGAAAGAGGAAAGCAGAUUGGAGCUUAUUUUGGUGGCGUCCUGUGUUCGCUGGAUGUGGACAAAGACGGGGUGACGGACCUGCUGCUGGUUGGCGCGCCCAUGUUUAUGAGCGAACAGAAGAGAGAGCAAGGCCGUGUUUACCUCUUCACCGUCACCAGGGGUAUCCUGAAUGAGCAAGGAUUCCUCAAAGGCUCCCCUCCGACUGAGAACGCCCGUUUCGGGAUGGCCAUGUCGGCAAUACCCGACCUGGACCUUGACGGUUACAAUGACGUCGUCGUCGGAGCGCCUUUAGACGACAAAGGAAGAGGCGUCAUUUAUAUCUACAAUGGGAGGAAGAAGACUCUAGACAAGCAGUUCUCACAGAAAAUACUCGGUUCAAAAAUGGAUCCUCGGUUCAAGUUUUUUGGGAGGUCCCUGGAUAGCUACAAGGACUUGAAUGAUGACACUCUCACUGAUAUCUCAGUGGGGGCGUAUGGAAAAGUGGUCCAGCUCUGGUCCCGAGGUGUGGCCACACUCUCAGCCACUGCUUCCUUUAAACCCGAGAAGAUCAACAUUUUAAGCAAAUCUUGCGACGUCGGUGGACGCAAGAUGUCGUGUUUCACCACCAGCCUCUGUUUCAGCCCGACCUUCAGGCCCAAAAAUCCAGUCGGACCCAUUGACGUCACCUACACAUUGACACUCGAUGCCGAUUUGCAGGCUUCUCGUGUCACCUCGAGAGGACUUUUCAUGAAAAAUAAUGAGCGUUUGCUUUCGGAGAAUGCCAAGAUCUCAUCUAAAAUGCAGUGUCAAGACUUCCAAGUCUACGUACAGGAGACGCCCGAUUUUGUCAAUUCAGUCAGUUUGAAAGUGGAAAUCGAACAGCAGAACGCCGACGCUAACCCGGUUCUUGACGUCUUCUCUCUAACCGCCUGGGAGUUCUUCAUCCCCUUCACGAAAGACUGCGGCUCAGAUGAGGUGUGCGUCAGUGACCUGGUGCUGAGUGUGACGACGGACACAAAGGGGUCAAGCUCAGCCCCUUUUCUGGUCAGCCCCAAUAAGCGGGAACUGUCAUUCGAGGUCACGGUGAAGAACAAAAAAGAAAAUGCUUACAACACGCAAGUGUUGGUCACAUAUUCGGGCAACCUCUUCUACUCCUCUGUAUUUCCUCCUACAGAAGGAGUCAAAUGCACCUCAACACAAGAGCAAACUGUCGCUUGUCAAGUGGGAUACCCGGCUUUGAAAAAAGACCAAAUGAUGAAAUUUCAGAUCAAUUUCGAUUACAACCUCAACCAUCCGCUGAAUCGGGCAAAGGUCAAGUUUGAGGCUAAAAGUGACAGUAAAGAGCAGGUUCCCGCAGACAACCAAGUGGAUGUGUCCAUUCCUCUUCAAUACGAUGCAGGAAUUGUUUUAUCCAGGAAGUCAAACAUCAACUUCUAUGUAGCAAAUUCAACCACUGCACCGGAAACAACAGUGAAAACUUUGGAUGACAUCGGACCCGAGUUUAACUUCACUGUGAAGGUUUCAACAGGAAACUUCCCAGUCAGCCUCCUCUAUCUGACCAUCUCCCUGCCAAUCAGCACCAAGGGAGGAAACCCCCUCCUCUACCUUACCGGUGUGGACACGCAAGUUGGCGGUUCUGUCAGCUGUGAUACCAAAGGCCUGGUGGACCCACUGAGAAUCGGCGUCAAGGACCACCAAGCCUCCUUCACUGAGGAGAGUCUCCGAGGCAUUGAGAAGCUGGAUUGCGAGAGUGCAAAGUGCGAGCGGAUCAAAUGCCUCCUCAAAGACGCUGAUGUCACCAGCGACUACUAUGUGAAAGUUAAAACAAGGAUUUGGAGCGGGACAUUUAUUACGGCGGCCUAUCAAACCACCGAGCUGACCUCCACUGUGGAAAUCGAGAGCUCCAACCCCGAUUUAUUCAUUCUCCGCUUCAAAGAGCUGCCGGUGGUGGUCACAGUGAGUAAACCAGGAGCGACGGGCGACGUUCCGGUGGGAGUGAUUGUUGGCAGCGUGAUCGGUGGACUGGUGCUAUUGGGCCUGGCUGUUGCUCUCCUGUGGAAGUUUGGAUUUUUCAAAAGGAAAUACCAGAAGCUGCAAAAAGAUGCCGAUGCGCAGAGCCACGCCUACGAGGAUGGCGUGUUGUGAGAUACCACCACGUCAAGUUGCACCUUCCUACUCCACUGGCUAGUCAUCCAGCGUGCUCACUGGUACUUCUCAAGCGCACUGACCAACCGAAGCUCUCUCCCUCUCCCUCUCCCUCUCCCUGUUCCUGUUUGGUCCUUUUGCACAGUUAGUUGGAUUUGUUCAGAGACUUCUUGAACCUUUGAACAAACGUAAUUUUAUCUGGGGGGGAAAAAAAAAAACGCAAUGAGGUCAUUCCGUAUUGUACAUCACCAUCAACAUGGAUACUGUAGUCGAGCUCUUUUUUUUUCUACUUAGGCUCAUUUGAGCACACAGUAAGUGGUGCUCUGGGUGCUUAAACUACUGGCAUGGGUAAUAGAUCCUCAGGGCUUUUUCUUGCUUUCGGAAUACUUGAAUUGUGGUGGCGUAGCAUGGUGGAUUACUGUUUAGCACAUCCGCCUCCCAGUCCUGAGGGUUAGUUUUGAUUCUCUGCCCCGGUUUUCAGGUUGUCCCACACGCCAAAAGAAUGCAUGUGAGAUUUAUUGAAAAUAUGACAUUUUCCAGAGGGGUGAAUGUAAGUUUGAAUGGAGGAAAUUGCCUCCUUCCCAAGGACAAUUCGGAGUGUCCAAUUAACCUAGCAUACAUGUUUUGGGAAGGUGGGAGGAAACCAGAGAAAACCCACACAGGCACGGGGAGAACAUGCUAACUCCACAUAGGAAAGGGCCUGGAAUCGAACCCUGCACCUUUUACACUGUGAGACAGACGUGCUAACCAGUCUACAACCGUGCCGCCCAGAAUCAGUAAUGAAAAAGCAAAAUAGAACAAAACGCAAAAUGUGCGUGUUUCUUUCAACAGUUGUAUGUAUUUUUGUAUUUUUAUCGUGUGUAUAUAUACUGUAAAAUGAAAUGAUGGUUAAGGUUUUAUAUUUGAAUGGUUUCAAAGGUUGCGUCUGUGAGUAAUAUUUUUUGUAUUUAUGUGUUUAUUUGGUGGGCUUCAAAACCGGAUGUUGUUUAAUAGGCACUAAGCGACGGUGCAAUACUUCCAACACUAUCAAAUGAGAAAAUGACCAAGUCAAAAUGAUUUGAACCGAACGUUUGUCGCAAACUAAAACUGGUUUCUCACAAGAGAGCAGCAUAUUUGCACUGGCACACUUUUACCACAAGAGGGCAGCAAGAUCUAAAUUACUGAUUGACUUUCUUCAGCAUUACUCCGUGGAUCAGUUUAUGACUUUUUUUGUGAUUAUAUUGAAUUACCUUAUUAAAGAUAAAUGAAAGUCGCAAAUAACCUUCAUUGGUUUGUAAUAAAGUGUACAGUACGGGUUGCUUUUGCCCAAUGAUUCAAUUUUGACUGUCGACGUUUUGGGAUACAGAAGAUUGGGCUUCAAAUGCUCUUCGAAUGUGUGUUUUUAAUCUAUGGUUCGAUGGACAAUUUUGUUGUAUUGUGGAUAUUUUAAGGAAUCCGUUUCUACACUACAGUUCUGUAAAUGUGGACGUAGAUGAUUACAAAAUCAAAAGAGAGAGAGAGGAAGACUCAUGACAGGUACAGUCACGAUAGUACAAUUCCAAAUGUAAAUCUGAAAUAAUUCACGUCAUUAGUUGACCUUUGAUUGCACUUUGUCUUGAUUUUUUUUAGUGUCGGGUGUUUUUACUUUGUGGUGUGAGAUGCCUUUGAAUGUUUUCCAGACGGUUUAAUUUGGAUUUAAUCUCGAGUGCGCCAUGAAUCUUAUUAAUGGUCGCCGGCAAGUCACACAGUAUUUCUUUUUUUUUGUUGUUGUACAAGCAAGCGCCAGAUAAGUGAAUAAAUGUCCCCCACUUGGCAUCAACAAA